This is a messenger RNA of Arabidopsis thaliana (thale cress), 528 nucleotides long. RefSeq names its product ralf-like 8 (gene RALFL8). Bases 120 to 368 code for a protein of 82 amino acids. The record is from RefSeq and is marked reviewed. The transcript has a single exon. Gene Ontology annotation, cellular component: extracellular region. NCBI's taxonomy places the organism in Eukaryota, Viridiplantae, Streptophyta, Magnoliopsida, Brassicales, Brassicaceae.
CCCACAGAGCCAAUUCCCGAUACAUUAUCAAUUAUAUAAAUAACAUAAACUGAACUCCUAAGCAGGGUUCUUUUUAUAAAUUUAUUAUUUAUUUAUUGUGGAAAAAGAACAAUAAUAAUAUGGGGAUGUCUAAAAGUAUCAAGGUUAUCCUAUCUCUUGCUCUUGUAGUGUUCUUGGCACUUGCAGGAACCAAGGUUGAGGCCUCCGUAAGAUACAUAACUUAUCCUGCUAUCGAUCGUGGAGAUCAUGCUGUACAUUGUGACAAAGCCCACCCUAACACCUGCAAGAAGAAACAAGCAAAUCCUUACAGGAGAGGAUGCGGAGUGCUCGAAGGUUGCCAUCGUGAAACAGGUCCAAAGCCCACCUAACAGCAUUAAAUAUACAUUUGGUUGACAUGUUUCUCAUUGGAGUAUUUGGUUAUUUGUAUACACUCUUUACAUCCUCAUAUUCAUCUGUUAAUUUGGCUUUGUAAUUGAUUGUAAUCACAUCGUGUUAUGGUCAAUCAUAUAUAAAUAUUUUAACGAUAUA